AUGAGCAGUGAAACUAAUGGGUCUGGAUUAGGCGCCUCUCCUCCGCCGGUGAUUAGGAAAAAGACCUUGAAAUCGCAAUCGGUUAAUAACCUGUUCAAACAAAUCACAAGCUCUGCGAAGUCGGGUUCCUCGAGGUUGCAUUCACCUUCUCCUCCAAAUUCGGGUCUACAUAGUUCUCAAUCCGCCAUACAACCAUCGCGAGGGUCGCCAAACUCCAGUCUCUCUUCUUCUGUUGAACAUGGGGUCAAGACGCUGUCUCUUUCGUCCUCGAGUGCCAAACUCCGGGUGAUACAGAGUUCGAACACAACACACCCGAAAAGUGCAACUAACGUUUCCUCCAGCUCUGGAAGUGUCUGGAAACGCAGCAUAAGCCCCGAGACUCCAGCUUGGGGUGCUGCUUCAACGACGCCGGCUCCUAUAACGCCUGCUACUCCAGCAACGACUGCUGGUGAAACUACACCUGUUUCGAGCACGGCUACAAGUGAAGGGUCAUUUGGAACAAAGACAGUAUUGAAGAACGAUAACAGUGGGGGUUCGGACAGUUCAAAGACACUACCUGCUCCUUUGAGCGUAUCUACUCAACCCAACGACUCUGAGAUCGAGGGCUCUAUACAAUCAUCUACAACUGAUCUUAACGGCUCUGACACGCCUCAAAGAACACCCAACAGCAGUUCUAAGUUCAAUUUUCUUCAAAGCUCAAAACUUGGAUCGUUUAGCUGGGCUGAUGCUGAUGAUGAUGAAGAAUUUGGGAAAUCACUUUGGGCUGACAUCAAAGACUCGCUAGAUAAGCAUGGUGAACAAGAACAGGCUUUUGAUCGUCAGCAACCAUCUCAACCGCAAGAAGCAGCCUUAAAAUCGACAUCAUCUUCUGCUGCUCCUUCUGUCUGGAAAGUGUUGGAUCCUCCCUCGCAAACAUCGCAAAUGCAUCGCUCCGCAUCCGCCGCAUCCACUCCGAUAUUUGGAGCUACAAAUACCCCGGAUAUCCUGUCCGAUCCAGACUUUUCCAGUCACAAGCUCUCUUUAGGGUCAUCUACCUGGCAGCAGAACAAAGUCAGAUCUCCUUUCGAUGCUAACGAAAGUAGGUUUAUCUUUGAAGACCCCAACUCGAGAUUCUCCGGCUCUGUUGACGGCAUCAACCGCGAAUUGUUCAAUCCCCACAACGGCAGGUUUGAGGCAAGUGUGUCGACUGACAGGUUGAAGACGAAGAGAAAUGGCAAUCCAGAUCGCACUUCUGUGCCUUUUGUGGCAACUCCAAGUAACCAUGCUGCACUGACGCGGCAUUCUACGUCCGACGCAGAUAUGGCAUCGUCACUGUGGAACAACGGAAGCAACAGCAGCAGAGAAAAUCCUUCGCGUGAACCAAUGGUCAGAUCCAUAAGCUCGAGCGGGCCGAGUUCCGGCUCCAAAUUCUUCAGAAGUGCAGAAAAAUCGAAUACUGCACCACCUUCGUUCAUCAACACAAACCCGACGUCACCUCUUUGGUUUGCUGCCAAAGAUGGAACUGGUGUUCCUGACUUCAACGGAUCUGGUUUCAACUCUCCAAACUCGAGCUCUUCGUCUUCCAUGGCCAGAAUGUCGCGGUUCUUCCCAUCGCCCAUCGCCGAGCAAAGAGAAUUCAUUGAUGCUAAUUCAGCAGAUGGUUCCAAUUUGAGCUUCAAUCUGUUCUCACCUCCAGUUGGUGCAACCACGCCUUCGCAUAACUCGCAUUUGAAGAAUGUCAACGGAAUGGGGAUCUCGCUUGGAUCUCUUGGUUCGCAGCCUCCGCCGAUGCGACUGGAUUCAUCCACUCCUGAUCACCAUCAUACUAAUGAUCCCAAACCAGGUCACCUUGUGGCGUUUUCAGCAGAAACUCCCAAGUCUUCAAUAGAGGAGGUUGAUGAUGAAUCAUUCGAAAAUUUCAAGAUGUCGAUUCCCAGAGGUAACAAGCCGGCUUCUUUAGAGAUCAACGAAGACCCAAAAGCCAAAGUUGGUACUUACAUAAGAACGGUGAUAAACAAGUCUAGUGAUAGCAACACCGGUUCAGAUCUCCAGCUUGUGAUGUACGUUGCUUCUUUGCCUCUAGACGCCAAGACAGAUGCUGAGCGUUUGAUCCGUCUCGCGUUCAAGUCAUGCGAGGGUGAGAUAGUCUCGCUUUUGGAAUCCACCAAUGACGAAGGUGGAAAAGAUGGAUUUUUAAGGUACAGAAUAACUUCCAAGUUGAAGAUGCUCAAUGCCCAUACUGGUAGACUCAAUCUGCCCGCAAAAAUGACUUCGUUCAGGAACUCCUCCACUGGUGAGGAACAGAAAAUGUUGCUUUUCAUAACUGGUGAUUUCCCUCAUCCUCCCACGCAGAAGAAGUUGCGGGACACGAUCAAUGAUGUUUCUUCCUAUCCAGAAGGUUUUUCCUCUACUUUCCACAGAAGAGGCAUCAACAACUUCAUGUUUGUGAGAGAACUCCAGUCCAAAAUGAUCAUCACGAAGACACGCCUGGCAGAGUUUGCUGAGUUCAGAAUCAGCCUUCCAAGCUCAUUGACCGCUGAGGACACCAGUUCAGAUAACAGCGACGAUUUCAAGACGAGACACAAGAAAUCUUAUGUUGUCAGCAUAGACCUGAGGGAGUUAGAAAAUAAAUCACAGCAAAGAAGAGGAAGUGGGGGGAGCGCACCCUCGACAAGCAGCAGAUUCUCUGACAGAAAGAGAUCAUCAUACUCGAAUGGGAAUGGGAACGGGUACCAUAAGAACGCUGCCUAUCAUAGUGCUCCAAACUAUAAAAGAAAAUAG
Molecule: messenger RNA, 2760 nt
Organism: Kuraishia capsulata CBS 1993
Lineage: Eukaryota; Fungi; Ascomycota; Pichiomycetes; Pichiales; Pichiaceae
Exons: 1
Coding region: 1-2760 (919 amino acids)
Source: RefSeq, a predicted model, not a curated record